GUCCUCUUGUCGGUCGUGUGCUCUUCGGCGCGGUCGCACAGCGGCCUGCCGACGUGGCGGCGGAAGAAGAUCAGCUGUGCGGCAUCGAACUGAUCACCAUGUCCCAGGCUGCCCCCUCUGACUUGGACCCCUCAGCAGACACUACCGGACCUCCUGUCCAACCCCCCCUCGCCCAACCAGACUCCUGUCAGGAUGUCCCAGCGGCCCUCACACCACCCUCGGCCCCCCCGCAGCCUCCCGAGAGUAUCAACCUCCCACAGUCCUCUGAGGAGACGACCACGGAGGAUGCUGCCUCCAGGCCCGACUCUUCAGAGGGUCUGACUGACCAGCCAGCAGAGUGUGCCUCUGAGGGUCAGCUGAUCGAAUGUGAUCAACCAGUGAGCCUGGAGCCAGAGUCGGAGGCUGCAGAGGGGGAUGUGGAGAGGUCAAUGCAGGACAAAGAGAAAGGCUGGGGAGGAUGGGGUUCAUGGGGAAAAUCUCUUCUGAGCAGCGCCUCCUCCUCUGUGGGUCAGAGUCUGAGCUCAGUUAAGGUGAAGGCAGGAGAGGCCCUGCGUCUCCACAGGACCUCAGUGGGAGAGGAGGCGAGAGAGGAGGUGGAGGAGGGAGCAGAGGUGAAGAGAGAGGCAGGAGGAGAGAGUGUAGAGGCAGACUCGUCCACCUCUGUGGAGUCUUCUUCUCCGACUGCAGCUGCAGCUUCUAGCAGAGGGGUUUUCUCUACAAUCACACAUGCUGUGCAGAACACGGGGAAGUCGGUGAUCAGUGGAGGUCUCGAUGCUUUGGAGUUCAUUGGGAAAAAGACGAUGACUGUUCUCGCUGAGAGCGACCCAGGUUUCAAAAAGACCAAGACCCUGAUGCAAAAAACUGUGUCACUGAGUCAGAUGUUGAAGGAGGCCAAGGAGAAGGAGCGGGCACGUCUGGAUUUCCUCCCAAUCAGUGCUCCCACAGCUCACUAUGGUAUUCUGUUUGAUGACUACCAGGGCCUGUCACACCUGGAGGCCCUGGAGAUUUUGUCCAAUGAGAGCGAGGGCAAGGUUCAAGCGUUCCUGUCCUCCCUGGUGGAAGAGGAGCAGGACGAGGUGAAGAAGGAGCUGAUCCUAAUCAAAGAUAUUUUCAUCAAACAAGAGGAAGACGAAGAGGAGGAUGAAGAAGGAAAAGAAGGAGAACAGACGAAGGAUAACGGUGAUCUAAGUUCCCAAUUACACUGUUCUACCCCCCUGUGCAUAGAGAAAUAUCAUCUUCAUCAACUCAGCAUGGGGGCUCGGAUGAGGGCCCACGAUUGGGUGAGCGAGGUGGAACAACCUGUCACUACGGAGACGGUUGGCAGGGAAAUGCAGGACCAGCUGGGAGGAGAGGCCACAUCUGUAGGGAAUGAAAAGGAGGAGAAGGAGGAAAGUGGAGAGGAGCAGGGGGAGGAGACGAAGGGAGGGGAGCAAAAGGAGAAGGAGGAGAAAGACAACGACUCCAGAUCUGUAGAGGCUGUCUACCUGUCAUCAGUAGGCAGUCUGGCAGAAGUGACAGCUCGCAGUAUCGAGCAGCUCCACAAGGUGGCAGAGCUCAUCCUCCACGGUCAAGAGUUGGAGAAACCAGCCAGAGACCAGGCACACAUCCUCACCAGGUUGACAUGUGCCAUGUGUAAGGAGGUGGAGUGUUUGGCCAAGAAGUUCUCUGAUACGAUGCUUCUUGUCGGGGGCCAGAGGAAAGCAGAGGAGCUGAAUCCACUGGUAGACAGUGUUCAGUUAGAGGGUUCCAACAGUACCAACUACAUCCAGAAUGCAUUUCAGCUGCUGCUUCCCGUCCUGCAGAUCUCCCACAUCCAGAACCAACACUGCCGACCCACCACAGAACCAGCGGCACAGACAGAGCACUAACCCCAAACCCUACACACACACGUGCCACGCGACCACCCGCUUGUCUUAAUAUAUCUGUUGUUGUACAGUGAGGUAUAGAGAUUAGAUUAUUCCAGAUUAAGUGCUUAUAUCUAUAUUAAAGGCCGCAGCAACAGGCAGAAGAUGUUGUUUAUAUGCAGAAUAUAAUCUUGAAGAUGAACUAAUAUGUGUAGGAAUGUCCCACGUGUUUCCUCCACCUCGUAUCUCUGAAUGUUACUUUGCUUUGAGGAACUAAAUGAUGUUCGGAGCUGUGCCUCACUGUGUCGAAUACUUAACCAAAAACUGAUUGUGUUGAAGGGAUUCUGCGUUAAUGUAUAUGAAGCGUUCUUUGCACUCCUUAUGGUCCAUUGAUAUUGUAACAGAAACGGUUUUGAAGAACAUCAGACAAAUGUUUUUCUGAAACUUUUUCAUCUGAUUUGAGACAAAUGAUCAGUGUUAAUGAUGAAACGUCUCAGUUUUUGCUUGCUUUGUUGUUCUCUCAUUGAAUUAUAUGAAGCAACACCUUAAACUUCACUCUCAUCCAGUGUGAUAUGAAAUAAAACGCUUAUCUUCAUAAUUAGAAAACAUUCACUGAAGAUAGCGAAGCUGAAAUCAUCUCUAAUUUUGUUAAGUUGUGCUGCUACACUGAAAAGACUUCUGACAUUUUGGGAAAAAGCAAAUAAGUGUGUUUUCCAUCUUGAAGAAUUAGCAUCAGCCAAAACAUGUUUGUGUCUUUGAAGUUUCUCUGGCCCCUCUUGAAUAAAAGCUUUUAAUAUUAUAUUGUUCAAAUCUAUAAAUUCAAACACUAAUUGAUCCUCAGAGGGAAAAGCUUUUUUUCCUUCUCUUGACUUUGACCACCUGAUAAGUUUAAUUGUGAGGUGCUCACAGUGCAUCUGUUUUUUAAUAUCCACUGUUAAAUUGACUGUUAGCUCCCAGCCUGUAUUAAUUAGACCUCUCUACAAUAAAAUACCCUCUUCCCCUUUUUACAUCUCUGAGAUUUAUUGAUACAGGCAAGAGAAGCUGCUCAGAUUAAGCAAAGAAAAUAUUAGUCCGGUUCUGUCAUAAUGUUUUGGCUCUGCGCUGCUUGUUCCUCAGAAUAUGAAAGCAUUUGUAAUGUGAGCAGGAAAAUCUCUGGGAGCUGAGUCAUUUCUUCAACUGUGCACAGUUUACUAAUGUGUUCAGCCGGCCCUCUAAUGAAACGCCCUAAGACUGUUUGAGGAUGAGAUGUAGAAAAUAAAGUUUUAAUCAUCUU
Molecule: messenger RNA, 3117 nt
Organism: Paralichthys olivaceus (Japanese flounder)
Lineage: Eukaryota; Metazoa; Chordata; Actinopteri; Pleuronectiformes; Paralichthyidae
Source: RefSeq, a predicted model, not a curated record